AAAGCUUCUCGACCCGAACCUCCUUUCACACGGGUUACAUAACCACAGUUUCGUCUAUUAUUGUGCCUGCCCUUUGCAACAGACUCUGUGUAUUGUAUAAAUAUAGAUCCAUCGAUUGAUCGAUUAUCAUCCUUCAGAAUUAAGCAACAAUCAGUUUUCAGUAGACGAUUUCAUCUCUCUUUGAAUCAAUCAUCUUGAUCAUGGCCGAAAACGCUGUUCCUGUUACUACUCAACCAGAGAUCGAACAAGAGAGGUUGAAAUACCUUGAAUUUGUUCAAGUUGCAGUGUUCCAUGCAGUAGUUUAUGCAUCAAGAGUCUAUGGUUACGCUAAAGACAACUCUGGCCCUCUAAAACCUGGUGUGGAGACAAUCGAAGGUACCCUCAAGACUGUUGUUGGCCCUGCUUAUGUCAAGUUCCAUGAUGUCCCUGUUGAGGUCCUCAAGUUUGUUGAUCGUAAGGUUGAUGAGUCAGUGACCAUAAUCGACAGCCGUGUGCCUCCUUUGUUGAAGGAGGUGAAGACCGCCGGAGUGGUGGAGACCGCCUCAGGGUUAGCCAAAACCGCCUACACGAAGCUGGAGCCGACCGCUAAAGGGCUUUAUGUAAAAUACGAACCGGUUGCAGAGCAAUAUGCUGCAUCAGCUUGGCACUCUUUGAAUCAGCUUCCACUCUUCUUUAAAGUGGCUAAUGUGGUUGUACCUAAAGCAGCUUAUUAUUCUGAAAAGUACAACCAAACUGUGCAGCAAACAGCUGAGAAAGGGUACAAGGUUUCUUCUUAUCUGCCAUUGGUGCCCACUGAGAGGAUUGCUAAGGUGUUUAACUCUACUGCUGCUUGAGUGUGUGGUGUGGAUGUUAUGGUGAUGUGGUUUGGUUUGAUGUUUGAAGAUGGAUGAUGGAUGAUGAAAAUGUUUGCUUUUUUUU
Messenger RNA from Lactuca virosa, 918 nucleotides. The record is from the annotation of a GenBank genome assembly. Lineage: Eukaryota; Viridiplantae; Streptophyta; Magnoliopsida; Asterales; Asteraceae.